GCCUCGAACGUACAGUUCUUGAUUUGACGCAGGCUGUGGUAGAUGUAUAUAGUGCUAAUCUGAGUUCGGGUCCUGAAAACCGGCACGUAGAAACAGUGAUAAGCAGCACCAACACAAUGGAUGAAGGUGGCCACAGGUACUCGCCGCUACUAGGCGAUUCUGAGGAAAAAGUCAUGCCCAGAUUUUGCCUCCAUAGGACGCCUUUGGAGAGGAAGCUGAUACUGCUGUCGACAGUUCUGGCAGUAACGACGUUCGCUCUAAUCAUUGCAGUGGCAGUUCUAGACCACAAAUAUCAUGAAGCAGAAGCUAACACAUCGACUGCUGCUCCUGUUACAACAGUGGCUACAAGUACGUUAUCUCCUCUCACUACCACUGGAAUUACAACUGUUACUACAGGUACAACUGCCCCUUCAAGCACACCUACUAAAUCAAGUACAACUGUUACUACAGGUACAACUGCCCCUUCAAGUACAACUAUCACUUCAAGCACACCUACUAAAUCAAGUACAACUGUUACUGCAGGUACAACUGCCCCUUCAAGUACAACUAUCACUUCAAGCACACCUACUAAAUCAAGUACAACUGUUACUGCAGGUACAACUGCCCCUUCAAGUACAACUAUCACUUCAAGCACACCUACUAAAUCAAGUACAACUGUUACUGCAGGUACAACUGCCCCUUCAAGUACAACUAUCACUUCAAGCACACCUACUAAAUCAAGUACAACUGUUACUGCAGGUACAACUGCCCCUUCAAGUACAACUAUCACUUCAAGCACACCUACUAAAUCAAGUACAACUGUUACUGCAGGUACAACUGCCCCUUCAAGUACAACUAUCACUUCAAGCACACCUACUAAAUCAAGUACAACUGUUACUGCAGGUACAACUGCCCCUUCAAGUACAACUAUCACUUCAAGCACACCUACUAAAUCAAGUACAACUGUUACUGCAGGUACAACUGCCCCUUCAAGUACAACUAUCACUUCAAGCACACCUACUAAAUCAAGUACAACUGUUACUGCAGGUACAACUGCCCCUUCAAGUACAACUAUCACUUCAAGCACACCUACUAAAUCAAGUACAACUGUUACUGCAGGUACAACUGCCCCUUCAAGUACAACUAUCACUUCAAGCACACCUACUAAAUCAAGUACAACUGUUGCUACAGGUACAACUGCCCCUUCAAGUACAACUAUCACUUUAAGCACACCUACUAAAUCAAGUACAACUGUUACUACAGGUACAACUGCCUCCUCAAAAAGAAUCGUCCCUCUAACCCUAUCUACUGCUGCAAAUACAGUCAUUCAAAACCUAAUCAUCACUCCACAAUAUAUACCCAACCCUUCAGGUAAAACCAUCAAGACUACAAAAACAACCACCAUUCGGUCCACAACAAUCACUAAAACCAGUAAAUCGCCUACUGCACCUAGUACAACAACGGCAAAGGGUACAGCAACUUCAACAACGAGUUCAGGAGCAACGUCUCGUACUACUUCGAAGACCAGAACCACAGCCAAACCUGAUACUACGCCUAGCGCUUCACCAGUCUCCACAGUCUCAAGAUGGCUCAUAUUUGUCACAUUAAUUCUCCUUUUGGCUCAAUAAAAACUACCAACAUUUCUCCAUAGUUCAGUUUUUCAUAAAGUAGCGUAAGCAUUUGCUCCUUAACUUAGUUAACCUUCAGGGUUAGAUUUCGAGAUCGUCGUCUAGUCAGUUGGUAAACAUGGGAUCUCAGGGCGUGUAAACGUGAUUUGGCAGCGUAAACGAAGGAAUCGAGUUGGGAAUUUGAAGUGCAGACGGUUAAUUACUUACGAAUAAAUCACAGUUAGAGAUUCAUAGUUGGCCGCUUUUUUAUUGCUAGUGGCUGGGACUAGUCCCCUUGCACUGCGGCAACUUUUCGCCUAUUGUACCAGUCCCAGAUGACAGGUGAGGGUGAUUGUGGAGCAAUUGGUGGAAUGAGGAUUGGCAGGGG
Cryptotermes secundus is the source of this 1974-nucleotide messenger RNA. RefSeq lists its product as uncharacterized. The transcript is spliced from 4 exons. The coding region runs from base 117 to 1607 and encodes 496 amino acids. The record is from RefSeq and is a predicted model, not a curated record. NCBI's taxonomy places the organism in Eukaryota, Metazoa, Arthropoda, Insecta, Blattodea, Kalotermitidae.